This is a messenger RNA of Phaeoacremonium minimum UCRPA7, 351 nucleotides long. RefSeq names its product putative 40s ribosomal protein s20 protein. Gene Ontology annotation, biological process: translation. The record is from RefSeq and is a predicted model, not a curated record. Gene Ontology annotation, cellular component: cytosolic small ribosomal subunit; ribosome. The coding region runs from base 1 to 351 and encodes 116 amino acids. The transcript has 3 exons. Gene Ontology annotation, molecular function: structural constituent of ribosome; RNA binding. Lineage: Eukaryota; Fungi; Ascomycota; Sordariomycetes; Togniniales; Togniniaceae.
AUGUCUUACAACAAGCCCGAGAAGGAUUUCGGCGAGGCGCCGAAAACCCACAAGAUCCGCAUCAGCUUGACCUCCCGCAAGGUCCAGUCCCUCGAGAAGGUCUGCUCCGAGCUGAUCGAGCGCGCCAAGUCCAAGGACCUGCGCGUCAAGGGCCCCGUCCGCCUGCCCACCAAGAACCUCAAGAUCACCACCCGCAAGACCCCUUGCGGUGAGGGUUCCAAGACCUGGGACUGCUACGAGAUGCGCAUCCACAAGCGUCUCAUCGACCUCAACGCCCCCACCGAGAUCGUCAAGCAGAUCAUCAUCAACAUCGAGGCCGGUGUCGAGGUCGAGGUCACCAUCGCCACCUAA